Molecule: messenger RNA, 762 nt
Organism: Trichomonas vaginalis G3
Lineage: Eukaryota; Parabasalia; Trichomonadida; Trichomonadidae
Product: phosphatidate phosphatase protein
Exons: 1
Coding region: 1-762 (253 amino acids)
Biological process (GO): phospholipid metabolic process
Molecular function (GO): phosphatidate phosphatase activity
Source: RefSeq, a predicted model, not a curated record
AUGCUUUUAGUUGAUUUCUUCAACUUUCUUUCCCAAUACGCCAUUAUUGACUGGAUCGUUAACAUUCUCUUACUUGUUCCAGCCUAUAUCCUUAAAUACACCACUUUUGGCGAGAAUUUUACUCCAUUUAUUACUUCAGACAUUGAUAACCCAAUAUCAACGAACUCAUUAACAUACGGCAUUCUCUGCAUUGUUAUAUUUGGUGUUGGUUCUCUUAUUGUUAUUUUACUUUGGCUUUUAAUCUAUUAUGAUGUUAACGUUAUCAAGGCUACAGCUUCAUACAUUUUCUCAAUUGCAUCUGCAAUGCUCGUUUGUGCUGCCAUUGGCAAAAUUGUAGGUAGACCAAGACCAGAUACAAUUGCAAUUUGUGGUGGUGAUGGUUCAUACCUUACAUGCACUGGAUUCCUCGAUCAAAAGCAGCUCGCAUCCCAAUUCUCGUCAUUCCCAGCUACAGAAGCUGCUGAAGCAAUGGCUGCCGCAAUUUUCCUCUGUUUGUACAUUGGUGAAUUGAUUCCAUACUACAAUAAUGUUACAUCACUCUUGAUGGCAUCACCAAUUUUCUUCGCAAUUUUCGUCGUCGCUGCUUGUAUCUGGGAUCGCAGAAAUCACAUCGAUGAUGCAGUAUGUGCAAUGAUUAUUGGUGCUGUUAUGGGACUUAUCUCAUUCCAUACAUUCAAGAAAGUUAUCAAACAGAAGAAGAUUGAGCUCAGACCAGCUGCUGUCACAGAAACAUCUUCUCUUCCAAUGCCAAGAUACAAUUAA